AUGAGUUCGCUUUACUUCGCCAACGCGUUGUUUUCCAAAUACCAACAAGCUGCGGCGAGCUGCCCCGCUCUGCUCUUCACAGACUCUCCAACUUCUCCCUCCACGUCUUCCUCUGCUUCUCCUGCCGGGUCUUCUUCGUGCGCCCUCGUGUCCAGCGGAUACCACCAUCAUGUCUCCAGUGGGAGAGGCGUCGGAGCUCUCCCUUUCCCUCCCUCCUCCUCUACUACUUCUUCUUCUCCUUCCUCCUCCUCCUUUCCCUCCUCCUCUUCUUCCUCAUCGUUCCGUUUGUCUCUUUCGGGACUGAACGGGAGCAGCGGGGAUACUCAGCCCGGCUCGCAUCAUUUCAACCCCGCAGAAGUAUGCACAGGAGGGGCUUACAGCGCGCAUGGAGCCGGGCCGCUGUGCUCUUCUCUGCAGGGAUGCGCCGCGGAGAGGUACCCCGGAGAAUCUCAGCUGUGCUCUCUGGCUGCCAGGCUCCCAGAGCCGGCCUGCAGGAGGCAGAGUAGCCCGGAACAACGGCGACAGCUAAACGAAGAGAGGCUACGGAUAUACCCUUGGAUGAGAAGCUCAGGUGCCGAGAAGCGUCGCGGCCGCCAGACGUACACGCGCCACCAGACGCUGGAGCUGGAGAAGGAGUUCCACUUCAACCGUUACCUCACAAGGAGGAGGAGGAUAGAGGUAGCACACCUGCUCUGUCUGACUGAACGGCAAAUCAAGAUUUGGUUCCAGAACCGGAGGAUGAAGUAUAAGAAGGAGAACCGGGUGACGGAGAGCGGCCUCCCAACGACGGCCUUACCCACUGCUGAAGAAGAAGAGGAGGAAGAGGAGGAUGAGUGACAAUCACUCUAACGUAUACUGUAACUUUUAAGAUGAGAAACUGUAAAAUCAACAUUAAAGGUGUUUUAGCUCUUA
Messenger RNA from Scomber japonicus (chub mackerel), 912 nucleotides. RefSeq names its product homeobox B7a (gene hoxb7a). The record is from RefSeq and is a predicted model, not a curated record. NCBI's taxonomy places the organism in Eukaryota, Metazoa, Chordata, Actinopteri, Scombriformes, Scombridae. Gene Ontology annotation, molecular function: DNA-binding transcription factor activity, RNA polymerase II-specific; RNA polymerase II cis-regulatory region sequence-specific DNA binding. The transcript is spliced from 2 exons. Gene Ontology annotation, biological process: regulation of transcription by RNA polymerase II; anterior/posterior pattern specification. Gene Ontology annotation, cellular component: nucleus. The coding region runs from base 1 to 837 and encodes 278 amino acids.